This is a messenger RNA of Papaver somniferum (opium poppy), 1150 nucleotides long. RefSeq names its product 4,5-DOPA dioxygenase extradiol-like. The record is from RefSeq and is a predicted model, not a curated record. Gene Ontology annotation, molecular function: ferrous iron binding; zinc ion binding; oxidoreductase activity, acting on single donors with incorporation of molecular oxygen. The transcript has 3 exons. Lineage: Eukaryota; Viridiplantae; Streptophyta; Magnoliopsida; Ranunculales; Papaveraceae. The coding region runs from base 131 to 919 and encodes 262 amino acids.
ACAGUAUUUUUUAUGUCGACUGUCCUCUCCCUCAUAAAAGGUAGAGUUGGUAGAGAGUAGCAGCAGAAGUCAAAACAAGAAUUAAGAGGAGCCUCUCGUUUUUUCAUUUGUGUAUCAGCCAGAGAAGAAGAUGGAUACGUAUUUCAUAUCACAUGGAUCUCCAAUGCUAGCAAUAGAAGAAGAUAUGCCAGCAAGAUCUUUCUUAAAAUCAUGGCAACAGAGAAUUCAUCAACAUAAACCAAGCUCUAUUCUGGUGAUUUCAGCUCAUUGGGAAACUGCAGAUCCAACUGUUAAUGUUGUUGAUCAUAACUCUACUAUUUAUGAUUUUUAUGGGUUUCCUAAGCCUCUUUAUCAGCUCAAAUACCAUGCACCAGGUGCCCCGAGAUUAGCUAAGCGGGUAAAGGAACUGCUAACCAGUUCUGGCUUUCAACGAGUCAAAGAAGAUAAAACUCGUGGGCUCGAUCACGGUUCUUGGAUCCCACUCCAUCUCAUGUAUCCUGAGGCUGAUAUCCCAGUGUGUCAACUUUCGGUUCAGACACAAUUAGAUGGAACUCAUCACUACAACAUGGGAAAGGCACUAGCCCCUCUUAGAGAUGAAGGGGUCCUUAUAAUUGGGUCUGGAAGUGCAACCCAUAACUUAAGUGCCCUCGGAAGAGAGAAUACUCCUGUUCCAUCAUGGGCAGAAGAUUUCGAUACAUGGCUAAAAGAAUGUCUUCUCGCUGGCAGACACGAAGACAUAAAUCAUUAUGAAGAGAAGGCGCCUAGGGCCAAAAUGGUGCAUCCAUGGCCUGAACAUUUCUACCCACUGCACGUCGCUCUCGGGGCAGCUGGGGAAGAAGCAAACGCUGAACUCGUCCAUCACAGUUGGCGGGAAGGAGCCCUUUCGUAUGCUUCUUAUCGUUUUAAAACGGCGCCAUGAUGUUAACUGUGCCUACGAGAUUUCUCUCUUUUCUGGUACCUAUUUUCAAGAACUUGUGUAAUUGCUAUGCUUGAUUUUGUGACUGAGUGAUUAAUAUGUGUAACUUCAUUGGUAUGAUCUUACUUCACAGUUCACCUACAAACUACAAUAAUACUUAUUUGAACAGAAGUAUUUGACAAUGUAAAAGUUAAUUACAAUAUCAGAGUACCCAAUUGUUUUAGUCCAUCAAAA